AAUCAAAUUUCUACUAAAAUGAGCCGUUCACCAGCGAUAGGUAUUGAUUUAGGAACCACAUAUUCUUGCGUUGGUGUUUUUCAGCAUGGAAAAGUGGAAAUUAUUGCAAAUGACCAAGGAAACAGAACGACUCCUAGUGUGGUGGCUUUCACAGAAAGUGAACGCCUGAUUGGCGACCCCGCAAAAAGCCAAAUAGCCAAGAAUCCUCAAAACACAGUCUUUGACGCAAAAAGACUUAUAGGCAGAAAGUUCGACGAUCCCGUCGUGCAUUCUGACAUGAAACAUUGGCCAUUCGCAGUCAUCAGUGAUAAUGGCAAACCUAAAAUCCAAGUUCAGUUUAAAAAACAAAAGAAAACUUUUUAUCCUGAAGAAAUAUCAUCGAUGGUACUAACAAAAAUGAAAGAAACGGCAGAGAAUUAUCUGGGAAAAACCGUAACAGAUGCCGUUGUCACAGUUCCAGCAUAUUUUAAUGAUUCUCAAAGACAGGCAACGAAAGAUGCAGGUAAAAUUGCUGGUCUUAAUGUUUUAAGAAUAAUAAAUGAGCCAACGGCUGCUGCCAUUGCCUAUGGUUUGGACAAGAAGUCUGAAGAUGAUCGGAAUGUUCUCAUUUUUGACCUUGGUGGAGGCACAUUCGAUGUUUCCAUACUAACAAUAGCGGGUGGAAUUUUCGAGGUAAAAGCAACAGCUGGCGAUACUCAUUUGGGAGGCGAAGAUUUCGAUGCUAGACUAGUGGAUUAUUUCGCCAAGGAGUUCAAACAAAAACACAAAAAGGAUUUAGCAAAUAAUGAAAGAGCUAUGCGGCGAUUGAAAAAUGCCUGCGAAACAGCCAAGAGAGCACUGUCGUCCAGCACCGAAGCAAGUAUCGAAAUCGAUUCCCUUCUAGAUGGUAUAGACUUCAAUUCAUCCAUAACGCGAGCUCGAUUCGAAGAUUUGAACGCUGAUUUGUUCCAAAAUACUUUGCAACAUGUAAAGAAAGCCAUGGCAGAUGCUAAUAUGGACAAAUCGCAAAUACAAGAUAUCGUUUUGGUAGGUGGAUCAACUCGAAUACCUAAGGUUCAGAAACUGGUUCAGGAUUUUUUCAGCGGUAAAGAGUUAAAUCGCAGUAUCAAUGUGGACGAGGCCGUUGCUUAUGGGGCAGCUGUACAGGCUGCCAUCCUCAAUGGAGAUAAAUCGGCAGAAGUCCAGGAUCUUCUUCUACUCGAUGUCAUUCCUUUGUCACUUGGCAUUGAAACUGCAGGUGGUGUGAUGACUGUCCUGAUACAGCGCAAUACAACAAUUCCCGUCCGGCACGCCCACACAUUCACUACUUAUUCAGAUAAUCAACCUGGAGUUUUAAUUCAGGUGUUCGAAGGAGAGCGCCCUCUUACAAAAGACAAUAAUUUGCUGGGAAAUUUCGAACUGAAUGGUAUCCCUCCUGCACCAAGAGGGGUUCCACGCAUAGAUGUGACAUUUGAUGUCGACUCGAAUGGGAUAUUAAACGUGACGGCAGUGGAUAAAAGCACCAAGCGGGAAAAUAAAAUCACCAUCACCAAUGACAAAGGAAGACUCUCGAAAGAAGAAAUUGAAAGAAUGCUCCAAGAAGCUGAAAAGUAUAAGGAAGAAGAUCAAAGAAAGAAAGCAGUAAUAGAAGCUAAGAAUGCUUUGGAAAGUUACACGUUUAGUAUUAAAGCUGCAGUUGAAGAUGAUAAAUUCAAGAACAUAGUAUCCAAUGAUGAACGAGAUAAACUUUUAAAUAGAGUCUCUGAAGCUUUGCAAUGGCUGGAAGCGAAUCCUGAGGCAAAGAAAGAAAACUAUGAAAAAAAGCAAAAAGAACUCGAAGCUGUGUGGAAUCCAGUGAUUCAGAAGCUAUACAGUGGCAUGCACGAAAGUGGUCAAACAGGUCGAGAAGGCCCUCAAGUUGAAGAAGUCGAUUAA
Argiope bruennichi is the source of this 1914-nucleotide messenger RNA. RefSeq names its product heat shock cognate 71 kDa protein-like. Gene Ontology annotation, biological process: protein refolding; vesicle-mediated transport; cellular response to unfolded protein. Lineage: Eukaryota; Metazoa; Arthropoda; Arachnida; Araneae; Araneidae. Gene Ontology annotation, molecular function: misfolded protein binding; heat shock protein binding; ATP-dependent protein folding chaperone. The coding region runs from base 19 to 1914 and encodes 631 amino acids. The record is from RefSeq and is a predicted model, not a curated record. Gene Ontology annotation, cellular component: plasma membrane; cytosol; nucleus. The transcript has a single exon.